Messenger RNA from Zychaea mexicana, 639 nucleotides. RefSeq lists its product as uncharacterized. Lineage: Eukaryota; Fungi; Mucoromycota; Mucoromycetes; Mucorales; Lichtheimiaceae. Bases 52 to 387 code for a protein of 111 amino acids. The transcript is spliced from 6 exons. The record is from RefSeq and is a predicted model, not a curated record.
GGAUAACCCGCGGCAUCUGUGUUUCAUCCCAUCCAUCCGGGGAUCGAUCGUAUGCUCAUUAUCCCACAUAUACAUCCUUGUUUUGUGGGUGUUGUCAUCAUCGUCAUCAUUCAUCUAUCCGGCCGGGUUUGUACUACUGUACCUGAAUCGCAGUUCAAUGCCACUUUCACGCUCCAGAGGGGGAAAAAGGAAGUUUACAGAUACUAUAUGCCGAGCGAGAAAAUAGGUCGCGCUAUGCUAGAUUGGCAUAUACAACAAAGAAACACCCCUGAAACCAAAGUUCACUUCCGUAUCCCGGCGAUAAUGCGUCUGUUCAUGCUAGCAGCCUCCUGUUACCAUGGCAGUAUAAUAAUCGCAUACACUGCUGUUUAUCGCAAUCAGUUUUGAUGGUUCUAUCAACAACUAUACAUUUCUCCGAUGGUACCUCUACUAGGCAGUGAGGAAGGCGUCAUUUUUUUUUGAAAAAGGAAAAGCCUUCUGACAUGUUUGUUGUCUGGAUCAAGUGUCAUCUAUUAUUAGGUUAUACAAAAUAUUCAUUGUGUCUUAUGCUGAAAGAAUGAUGAUUUUAACGCACGUCAGCUAUACAUACAUCGCUUCGGUUUGCGUGAUCAAUAAAGAGUUCGUAUAUUAACAGUUGCU